CCCACCUCCUCUCCUUUUCCCAGCUUCUCCUGGGAGGAUGAGGAGGCCUGGGGGCUGAGGCUGGUCUACGGUUGCCGGGUGACAAGUUGGAGCCGGGACAGUUAACAUAAUGGCAGAAACUGCUUCUCCACUGAAGCACUUUGUGCUGGCCAAGAGGGCAAUUACUGCAAUCUUUGACCAAUUACUGGAGUUUGUUACUGAAGGAUCCCAUUUUGUGGAAGCAACAUACAGGAAUCCAGAACUUGAUCAAAUAGCUGCUGAGGAUGAUCUGAUAGAAAUACAGGGUUAUAGAAACAAGCUUUCCAUCAUUGGUGAGGUGCUGUCUCGGAGACAUAUGAAAGUGGCAUUUUUUGGCAGGACAAGCAGUGGGAAGAGUUCUGUUAUCAAUGCAAUGUUGUGGGAUAAAGUCCUCCCUAGUGGGAUUGGCCAUACAACCAAUUGCUUCCUGAGUGUUGAAGGAACUGAUGGAGAUAAAGCCUAUCUUAUGACAGAAGGAUCAGAUGAAAAAAAGAGUGUGAAGACAGUUAAUCAGCUGGCCCAUGCCCUUCAUAUGGACAAAGACUUGAAAGCUGGCUGUCUUGUACAUGUAUUUUGGCCAAAGGCAAAAUGUGCCCUCUUGAGAGAUGACCUGGUUUUAGUGGACAGUCCAGGUACAGAUGUCACUACAGAGCUGGAUAGCUGGAUUGAUAAGUUCUGCUUAGAUGCUGAUGUCUUCGUUUUGGUUGCAAACUCUGAAUCAACACUAAUGAACACGGAAAAGCAGUUUUUUCACAAGGUAAAUGAGCGACUUUCCAAGCCUAAUAUUUUCAUUUUGAAUAAUCGUUGGGAUGCCUCUGCAUCAGAGCCAGAAUAUAUGGAAGACGUACGCAGACAGCACAUGGAAAGAUGUCUACAUUUCUUGGUGGAGGAGCUUAAAGUUGUGGAUCCUUUAGAGGCACAGAAUCGUAUUUUCUUUGUUUCUGCAAAGGAAGUUCUUAGUGCUAGAAAGCACAAAGCACAGGGGAUGCCAGAAGGUGGUGGGGCACUUGCUGAAGGAUUCCAGGCAAGAUUACAGGAGUUUCAGAAUUUUGAACAAAUCUUCGAGGAGUGUAUCUCGCAGUCAGCAGUGAAAACAAAGUUUGAACAGCACACUAUCAGAGCUAAACAGAUACUAGAUACUGUGAAAAACAUAAUGGAUUCAGUAAACGUGGCAGCAGCAGAGAAAAGGGUUUAUUCAAUGGAAGAGAGGGAAGAUCAAAUUGAUAGACUGGACUUUAUCCGAAACCAGAUGAACCUUUUAACACUGGAUGUUAAGAAAAAAAUCAGGGCGGUUACAGAAGAGGUGGCAAACAAGGUUUCCUGUGCAAUGACAGAUGAAAUUUGUCGACUGUCUGUUUUGGUUGAUGAAUUUUGUUCUGAGUUUCAUCCUACUCCAAGUGUACUGAAAGUAUAUAAAAAUGAGUUAAAUAAGCACAUUGAAGAUGGUAUGGGAAGAAAUUUGGCCGAUCGGUGCACCAAUGAAGUCAAUGCUUCAAUGCUUCAGUCCCAGCAAGAAAUUAUUGAAAAUUUGAAGCCAUUACUUCCAACUGGUAUACAGAAUAAACUUCAUACACUGAUUCCUUGCAAGAAAUUUGAUCUCAGCUAUGACCUAAAUUGCCACAAGUUAUGUUCAGAUUUUCAAGAGGAUAUUGUAUUUCGUUUUUCCCUGGGCUGGUCUUCCCUUGUGCAUCGUUUCUUGGGCCCAGUGAAUGCUCAGAGGGUGCUGCUAGGAUUAUCAGAACCCAUCUUCCAGCUCCCCAGAUCUUUAGCCUCUACUCCCACUGCUCCAACCAAUCCAGCAACGCCAGACAAUGCAUCACAGGAAGAACUCAUGGUUACCUUAAUAACAGGAUUAGCUUCUCUCACAUCUAGAACUUCUAUGGGCAUCAUCGUUGUUGGAGGAGUGAUUUUAAGGGAAAUGGCAACCACUUUUGCUCGCCUAUGCCAACAAGUUGAUAUUACACAAAGACAUCUGGAAGAAGAAAUUGCUAGAUUAUCCAAAGAAAUAGAUCAGCUGGAGAAAAUACAAAACAGUUCAAAGUUCUUAAGAAAUAAAGCUGUUCAACUUGAAAAUGAGCUGGAGAAUUUUACUAAGCAGUUUCUACAUUCAAGCAAGGAAGAAGAAUCUUAACAGAGAUUGCUUUGGUGAUCAUCAUAGGAGAAAAUGGAACUUGGAAGACUGGGACAGUUGUUUAUGAAAUGACUUUAAAUAUGAAUUAUACUAACUGUACCUAAAUUGCAAAUCCUUGUGUAGAUUCUGGUAAUGAUCUGUCUCAGGGUGUUUGCAUUUCUGAAGAGUGUUAUGAUGUAUUUUUAGUUUUAAUUUUGGGUAAAGAAAAGGCUAAAUUGUGUUUAAAAUGAUGAAUUAGUUAAAAGCAACAGAACCAUGUGACCCCUGAGGGGUGGGGCCUUGUUCUUAAUUAGGGCUCUCUUUGUUUUUGAUUCUGAAAAACUCUGCUUCCUGGCAUCCAGGAGUUAGAGAAUGCUCCUUUCAUCUUAAAACUAAUUUUUGAUGCCUACCUUAAUGGGAAUAGUCAUUUGUUUUUUGUUGUUUUAUAAACUGUAUUGCUCUAUCAAGGAGGAGUGUGGAAUGUUCUUGAGUAUAUUGUUUAUGCAAGUUACAAUCACUUUUGCCGUCCUGGCAGGUAUGUAAACCACUAAUAUACUGUUUUUACUCCCUUUUUUCCCAUUAAAACUGAUGUAAAAUAGUAUAAAGGUUUGGUAUCAUAAAGUCUCUCAUAAAAGUAUCGGGGUCUGAAUAGUUUCUAAAGAAACGUUUUCCGCUUCAACUAGGAUUAGGGCAAGGAAACCUUUCUACUCAGUUUUAGGAAUAGUUUGAUAAAAAUAGCUAAAGAUAUGGGAGCUCUGAAUUUUCGGUGGUUAUGGUCAUGAACAAAUGUUAUUCUUCAGAAGGUAUUCGCCAAGGAUACUGCUGGACUGUCCCUCUGGGUGGCCUUUAUUUUUAUUGAAUGAAUUUGCCAGGGCACUGUUAAUACUAAAUUUUUAACAGUGAAAUGUUCAUGAGUUCAAGUACUGUGUCUGUUUCUGUGUAAAAAUUAAUAGAAACUUAUUUGGAAACAUAAAAAAUGGCAUUCUAGGGCUUUGCUACGCAAAAUGUAGUCUGAGGAUCACCAAAGCAGCAGCAUCUAGAUGCUUGUUAGAUGCAUGACGACAGUGCAUUUGGCCAGGGAUGGUUUCUGCUUCUCCACAGAGCAAUACCAUGUUAGGCUCUUUUAUAUCCAUAAUACUCAAUAUUUCCUUUCUUGUGCCUUUAAGGCUCCUGGAUGCUACUCAGUCUUUUCAUAGCAGGUGCAGCACUAUUUUCCAGGAUGUUUUAAGGAGAAAAUUACAUUACUUAGGUCACAGAAGCCUUUCAAAAAUAUAUUUUUAUGCAGAUCAUAUACUGGAAUACAGUAUUAAAAUCCAAAAACUAGUUUAUAGCUUUGGUUGUUGCUUUAUAACCAAAAAAUAGUACAAGCUACCAACAAAUGGAAUUAGGUAGCAACUGCCACGUGAAAAACUUGAGGUCUAAGACUGGGUACUGCGAAUUUAGGUUUAAGACCUUAAUCUUUAUGUGAAAGUACUUGAACUUUUUGAAAUAGCAUAGUGGUUUGGUAUCACCUCCUUAGUAGUAGUACAGUGGCUGUCAAAGUUUGGUGCCUGGAUUAACUGUACAUCACUUGUGAACUUCUGAGAAGUGCAUACUGCAGGGUCUCCCCCUGACCUACUGAAUCCAGUAGUGUUGCAGCCUGUUUUAACAAGCUGUCCAGGUGAUCCUGAGGCACACUCAAGUUUGAGAACUACUGAAAUAGUGAUUCUGGUAUAGUGAAGCUACAGUAAGUUCUGCAAUACCAGUUUGAAUGCAGUUCCACCUGAUCAAGUUUGAAAAUGCAUGAAUGUUGGAAACGUAACACUAAAAUAAUGAAACCCAACCUUUAGGCCUGGAGAUCUUUGCACCUCUGACUAAGCCCAUGAAUUAUACAGAUACAGGAAUUAUGUAAUUCACAGCUGUAGUUCAAAGUUGUUGCACAUACUUGAUGGUUUACUAUAUAUGUUUGCAGGAUUAUUUAUAACUUUGUAUAACCGUAAACUUUUUACAGAACUACAUUUUUAUAAGUAUGCAAGGUGAAAAUAAAACUUGUUUGCCUGAUAGUUGA
This is a messenger RNA of Leptonychotes weddellii (Weddell seal), 4175 nucleotides long. Lineage: Eukaryota; Metazoa; Chordata; Mammalia; Carnivora; Phocidae. The record is from RefSeq and is a predicted model, not a curated record.